Messenger RNA from Aethalodelphis obliquidens (Pacific white-sided dolphin), 5505 nucleotides. RefSeq names its product G protein nucleolar 2 (gene GNL2). Gene Ontology annotation, cellular component: nucleolus. NCBI's taxonomy places the organism in Eukaryota, Metazoa, Chordata, Mammalia, Artiodactyla, Delphinidae. The transcript is spliced from 16 exons. Bases 164 to 2365 code for a protein of 733 amino acids. The record is from RefSeq and is a predicted model, not a curated record. Gene Ontology annotation, molecular function: GTP binding.
AGUCGCUCAGGGUAAGGAAGGGAUGCGAGCGGAAGUGACGUAGUCCCGCGCACGCGGUGCAGCGAGGAUCGGGCGGGUUGUUUCCUCCCGGCUUGGGAAGUUACGAGCUCUUUUACCCCACGUAGGCCGGACCCAACGCUCCGGUCCCCGUCCCGUCGGCAAGAUGGUGAAGCCCAAGUACAAAGGACGGAGCACCAUCAACCCCUCUAAAGCCAGCACAAAUCCUGAUCGAGUUGAGGGAGCAGGAGGCCAAAACAUGAGGGACCGGGCCACAAUCCGACGCCUGAAUAUGUACAGGCAGAAGGAGCGCAGGAACAGCCGUGGUAAAGUGAUUAAGCCUCUGCAGUAUCAGUCAACGGUGGCUUCUGGCACAGUGGCGAGAGUGGAGCCGAACAUUAAGUGGUUUGGAAAUACACGUGUGAUUAAGCAGUCAUCGCUACAAAAAUUUCAAGAGGAAAUGGACACGGUCUUGAAGGAUCCAUACAAAGUUGUCAUGAAGCAAAGCAAGUUACCCAUGUCUCUUCUCCAUGAUCGAAUCCGGCCUCAUAACUCAAAGGUGCACAUCCUUGAUACUGAAAGCUUUGAAACUACAUUUGGCCCUAAAGCACAGAGGAAGCGACCAAAUUUAUUUGCAAGUGAUAUGCAGUCACUUAUAGAAAAUGCAGAAGUGUCCACUGAGAGCUAUGACCAGGGGAAGGAUCGUGACUUGGUAGCUGAAGACACUGGUGUGAGAAAUGAAGCCCAAGAAGAGAUAUAUAAAAAGGGACAGUCUAAAAGAAUAUGGGGUGAACUCUACAAGGUGAUAGAUUCAUCAGAUGUUGUAGUUCAAGUUCUUGAUGCUAGAGAUCCAAUGGGUACCCGUUCCCCUCACAUUGAGACUUACUUGAAAAAGGAGAAACCUUGGAAACACCUCAUUUUUGUUCUUAACAAAUGUGACCUUGUUCCAACCUGGGCAACGAAACGAUGGGUUGCCAUCCUCUCCCAAGAUUACCCGACGCUUGCUUUCCACGCAAGUCUUACUAACUCCUUUGGCAAAGGAGCAUUUAUUCAGCUUCUGCGGCAGUUUGGAAAGUUGCACACUGACAAGAAACAGAUCAGCGUGGGUUUCAUUGGCUAUCCAAAUGUUGGCAAGAGCUCUGUCAUAAACACACUGCGCUCCAAGAAAGUUUGCAAUGUGGCCCCCAUUGCAGGUGAAACAAAGGUCUGGCAGUAUAUUACCUUGAUGCGCCGGAUAUUCCUUAUCGACUGUCCGGGUGUGGUUUACCCCUCUGAGGACUCAGAGACGGACAUUGUGCUGAAAGGAGUCGUUCAAGUUGAAAAAAUUAAGACUCCUGAAGACCACAUUGGUGCCGUACUUGAACGAGCAAAGCCAGAAUAUAUCAGCAAGACAUACAAAAUUGAUUCUUGGGAGAACGCUGAGGACUUUCUUGAGAAGCUAGCUUUCCGAACAGGGAAGUUAUUGAAGGGUGGAGAGCCUGACCUGCGGACUGUGGGGAAGAUGGUCCUCAAUGACUGGCAGAGGGGCCGGAUUCCUUUCUUUGUCAAGCCGCCCAAUGCAGAGCCCCCUGUGGCCCCCCAGCUUCCGUCCUCCUCCUCUUUGGAAGUGGCCACAGAAACAGCCCAGAACAGCCCAGAAGAGGGCGUCACAGACACUGUAGGUGAGGAGUCGGAAUCCAUCGCUGAGAAGGAAAAAGAGGAGCCCGGCCACGGUGGCGCCGAUUCAGAAAUGCAGCAGAUUGUGGCGCGGGUCCGGCAGAACUUCGGCAAAAUCAACGUCGUGCCUCAGUUUUCUGGGGAUGACCUCGUUCCUCUGGAGAUGUCUGAUAUUGACGAAGAGCUGGAGAGCCUUUCCGCGGAGAGGGAGGAGGAGGAGGAGGAGGAACAGGAGCACCAAGGAGACGAAGAGGAAGAGUCCUACGCAAAGUCCCAGGAAGAACACGCGGGAAGCAACACCAAGGCCGUUAUUCAAGCCCUGGAUGAGAAGAUUGCUAAGUACCAGAGGUUUUUAAACAAAGCCAAAGCUAAGAAGUUUUCAGCAGUCAGAAUAUCCAAGGGACUGAGUCAAGUGGUUUUUGCAAAAUCCGAAGAACAGAGAAGAGCAGCUGAAGAAGACGUAGAAGAUACAGCACCUACCAGGAAGGGAAAGAAGAGGAAGGCACAGAGGGAGGAGGAGCAGUCGAACAAAGCUCGCAGGACGCUUACAUCUAAGGAACGGAGGCGAGAAGCACGGCAGCAACGAUCCAGAAAAGUCGGUGUACGCUACUAUGAAACACACAACGUGAAAAACAGGAACAGGAACAAAAAGAAGACCAGUGACUCAGAGGGGCAGAAACACAGACACAAGAAAUUGAAACAUAAGCAGUAACGUUUUAAAAGUUGUUUAUUAAAUUCUACAAAAAUAUGCAGUUAGAAACUCUGUUCGUUUUCUUCAUGCCCAAUUGGCAUUUCGAAGGCCAUGGGUGCAUCUGUUCUGAGAUUUGACAGUUGAAACCAUUCACCAGUGCCAGUGAAAAUAAAGAUAAGCCCCUCACCCCCAAGGAUCUCAGCGAUGGGGUCCACUGGAACUUCGGACACUUGAAUUAGCCCUGUGAGUUCCUCAAGCAAAUGGAGAUAUCUGACAGAAACAGGCCUGAGGUCUAGAAAGUGUGGAGUGUGGUAUUUUUUUUGUACUGGCAAUGAGCAAUUUAGAACAGAAGCUCUUUGGAAUAGAACUGUAAAAAGAAGAAAAUUUUAGGGAUGUCGUGUGCAGAGCCUAGGCUUUAAAAUACGAAGAAAAAGCCACAGCAACUUGUGUUGUCCGUCGUUGAGUCUGCUAGGGGAACCUAACAGGCCACGAGUGCUGCACUGUCAAGGAGUCAUGGGACUAGCACAUCUCAGUGACCACAGUUCUUUCCCAUGAAAAUGACAGAGCACAGACAGGCCAUUUUAGUGGAAUCUGGGGAUUAAUUCCUCAGGACACCUGGAUGAGGGUAAAAGCUGUGACUUCAAAUUUGAGAUUAGAGUGUAGAGGGCUUGUUUGACUCAGUGGAACACGGCUGUUCUUGUUGGACUGCAGUUCAUCCAGUGAGCCUGGAAGCCCUGGCCGGGACGGGUAUCCGACCCGAGCGCCUCUCCAAGAGGACGCUGAGCACUUGAGGCCUUCUAACCGAGGGGAGAUGUUAGCGCCUUCUUAGUCACGCUAGUUGUGAAGUGUGACUGAAGGAUGGCACUCAUGGAGCUGCUGCUGUGCCCUGGAAUGAAGGAUUUAUGUCACUAAUUAAGUCUCCUGGGUCUGUGAAAUCAGAAGACUCCUGAGCCUCCAGACUGAGUUUAGAUUAUGAGGAACAGUAAAAUGCAGUUGUCUCCAGGCCAUGGCCGUCAUGAAUAAUUAGAACUGAGAGUGAGGUCUGGGCUAGCCAGGCUGUAGGGUUGGGGUUUGAUUGUCUGCAGAGCAAGGUGAACAACUCAGUGCUGGGGGAGGAGCCGAGGUCCAGGCAGCUCACAGUGGACACCGUGACCUGUAUUUCUUUCCAGCACGUGUUUACGUUCUCGAAACCCAUGGGUUUGACCCUGCCAUUGCCUCCUACCCAGGCAGUCCAAAACUAAGGAGGAUGGGGUCCAGUGACUUGGCAGGCGGGGAUAAGAUGAUACGGUAUAAACUGAAAACUCCAAAAUGAGGUAGUAGAACUGCACUGGAGUAGGGAUGAUGAAAAGACAUCAAAUAAGGGCAAGACUGAGGCCAGAGGAGCCCGGGUUAAGGGACAAGAUGAAUUGCGGGGCAGAGAAGCAGCUUCGUGUGGCUGGAAAUAAGUGACAGUAUGGAGUGACAGUGAGAAAGGAGCUGCUCCACCUGAGAGGGAUACAGCCAAAGGGGUGAAUUCUGAGUCUCACCGUUGGAGUUGGCAAAUCCCAAGGUUGGCCACGUACAGAGACUUCCUGGGCCACACUGCCUUCUGUCGUCCAGCCCGGAGCCUGGCUGCCAGACCGUAGGUGUCGCACCACACUGGGGCGGUGGUGGGGCUUCUGACGAAUACGUAGGUGGGACCAGGGGAGGGGUAUGGCUUCACUCAGGAAGCUUUUUAUUACAAAGGGCUUAUGAUGGGGUAGUAGUGCUUGCUGAGACCCAUAUGGAAAUUAUCACUUCUUUGGUGCAAUAAUGCCUUCCAGUUGGGCCUGAAAAACAAAACCAAACUCCGUUAAUAUUUGAAACUUGCAGCCUAACACAACUAGCUGAGAGGUGAUAAAAGUCUCCGGGAAGAGUAAUCCAAAUGCUGCCACCCCAAGUGUUUUUCCCUUCAUUCCCAACUCCGUAUUUUCUAGAUGAGCUGGUCUCUGGCUUGGCAUUCAGUCUUGCUGCAUUAGGAGAAAUCAGAGCUGUCCUGGUUUCCAUACAAUAGCUGCUCAGUGUGUAAUAUACGGCAUUGAAAAGGAAAUUGAAUAAAAGGUGUUGAAAUAGUGGCUUUUCAAGGCUCAGAUUUCAAGCCUGAGCACGUCUGCUAAGUUAAGCGUUUGGCUCUCUGGUUUGGGAGCCUGGGAGCUCUGUGCUGGGACAAGAGGUUUUGGAAACAGCAGAUUUUCAGCCACUGAGACAACCUGAUACCCAAUUAGAGAAAACUGCCACCAGUGAGUAGGGAGCUGUCCAUCUUGUAUGUAAAACUUCAGGCACUUGGGAGUUAUUUACUCUGCUCCUCCGGCAGCCAGUAAAAUAAUUCACUGUCACGGUGUGUGAACAGAUCUCUAAGUAGGUCUAUUCUGCGGACUGCAAACACUGCUUUAUUUGCAGUGCAGCUUUGAGCCAAUAAAAAUAACUCACUACUAAAGAGUCCUUCACCCUGGGGAUUCCAAGGUUGCUUGUAAAUGUUAGAAAGAUGCCGAGGUAUUCUGCUUUGCUCUUGCCGCCAAUACCAUAGGAGGAACUGAGGAACUUGAGCUUAUGAUAAAAGAAUAUGGCAGAUAAGGGAGGCAGCUUCAGAGACUGCUAAGUAAACAGAUUCACAUCUGGCUGUGAAAGUUUCUUUGUUUUGUUUAAACUCAGCAACAAGAAAAUCUAUGUCAUCCUCCACUAGCAAUUAACACAAGCCCUUCUUUAUCUCAAAUGCCUGGCCUUGGCUUGUAGUACCAACAAGCCUGCCAAUCGCAAGAAUGUAAGCUUCUAUGAAACUAGGGAGGAAAAGGAGAUACAUCUAGGGGCCCCUCCUGGCCAGGGCCAUGGGAGACAGCCACUGAACGUCAAUAGGCCGUAUAUCUAGAGCAGUGGUUCUCAAACUUUGGCAAACAUCAGAAUAGAGAAUGUUGCCCCAUGCAGUGAUUCUGCCCACCUUCACCAUCUGUUGGUAAAAAAAAAACUAUAUUUUACUCUUUUCUGCGAAGUUUGAAUCUUGUUUUAUCUCAUUAUAAUUAACACUUGUUUCUGCAAGAUUCGCAAAAUGAUGACAAUUGAUGAAGUUCUGUAAUGGGCACAUGGAUGUGUAUUGCAUUAUUCUACUUUGUGUUUCAAAAUUCUCAUAAUAAAAGGUUAAAAAAAAA